Trypanosoma brucei brucei TREU927 is the source of this 147-nucleotide messenger RNA. RefSeq lists its product as hypothetical. The record is from RefSeq and is a predicted model, not a curated record. Bases 1 to 147 code for a protein of 48 amino acids. NCBI's taxonomy places the organism in Eukaryota, Euglenozoa, Kinetoplastea, Trypanosomatida, Trypanosomatidae. The transcript has a single exon.
AUGCCACCGAAGAGCAACGAAGAUUACGUGCCACCAAAGGACAAGGCUGAAGCCUUGGCCGAAGAGUACGAAAGUGCGCACCACGACCGCGCGGGAUCUAACAAAUCGGCCCCGAGUCACCAAAGCAAACCCAAGUCUGUGCGUUGA